Messenger RNA from Populus trichocarpa (black cottonwood), 3873 nucleotides. Its product is annotated as PWWP domain-containing protein 1. NCBI's taxonomy places the organism in Eukaryota, Viridiplantae, Streptophyta, Magnoliopsida, Malpighiales, Salicaceae. Bases 174 to 3509 code for a protein of 1111 amino acids. The record is from RefSeq and is a predicted model, not a curated record. The transcript is spliced from 2 exons.
CUUAUUUUCUCUCCAUCCAAACACGCCCUUAUCUCCUUUCCUACAAAAAAACCCAAAGUUUUACACGAACCAAACAGACCCCUAAUCUCUCUCAAUAGAAAGGAUAACUAUUUUAGCCUUCAAUCAAGAUUCCAUCUUUCCAGUGUUCACUCUUUCAAUUUCACCUCUUGCAAAUGAUAUAUGCUGAAUUACACACAAAAAAUUCGAAUGGAGAGGAAGAAGAACCUAGGGUUUCAUCAAUCGAGAGUGAACAACAAGAAGCUAAGAAUGCUAGGGUUUCUAAGAUUGAAGAAGAGGAAGAACCAGAAGAAGAAGAAUCUAGGGUUUCUGAAGUGAGAAGUGAAAGAAGUUUUGAUUUUGCUGUUAAAGAUGAAGAGAGGCAAGAUAGGUUAGCGUUAGGAGAUUAUAGAUCUUUAUGGAGUGAAUUUGAUGAUUUUGUUGCUAACGAGGAUAAUGGAGCAAUGACUGGUACGUCUAGGGCAUUGAUUUAUGGUUUUGAAGUCGGUGAUAUGGUUUGGGGGAAAGUGAAAUCGCAUCCGCGGUGGCCGGGGCAUAUAUUUAAUGAGGCGUUUGCUUCCUCGUCAGUAAGGCGGACGAGGAGGGAAGGUCAUGUGUUGGUUGCUUUUUUCGGGGAUAGUAGUUAUGGUUGGUUUGAUCCGGCGGAGCUUAUUCAGUUUGAUGUGAAUUUCGCAGAGAAAUCGCAGCAAACAAAUUCCAGGACUUUCAUUAAGGCAGUGGAGGAGGCAACGGAUGAGGCGAGUAGGAGGAGUGCACUUGGCUUGGCUUGUAAGUGUAGGAAUAAGUAUAAUUUUAGGCCUGCAAAUGUGCCAGGGUAUUAUGUGGUGGAUGUGUCGGAUUAUGAGCCUGGAGGGGUUUAUUCGGCGAGUCAGAUUAUGAAGGCAAGAGAUGGGUUUAAGCCGGGGGAGACUCUUGCUUUUGUGAAGCAGUUGGCUGUCGGGCCUCAUGGAUGUGAUCAGGAGAGUUUUGAAUUUAUUAAGAAUAAGGCGAGGGCUUUUGCUUUUCGCAAUGCUGUUUUUGAAGAGUUUGAUGAGACCUAUGCACAGGCAUUUGCAGUUCAGAGUUCACGGCCUUCUAAUGAUACCGCUAAGGUACCAAAUCAGCUUGCUAAAGAGCCAACUCGAGCUCCUUUGAGUGGUCCAUUGGUGAUAGCUGAAGCUCCGGGUGGCGAGAAGAGCUCAAAAAAACCUAUAAAAGUCAAGGACCAUUCAAAAAAAGGCAAUUAUCUCCUUAAGCGAAGAGAUGAGCCAAGUGAGCUGAGAGCUUUUGAAAUUGUCCAAAGGCAAGCAGGUUCCUCAUCCCUAGCAGUUUAUGUGGAGGCUGGUUCAUCAGCAGUGGAAGCUGGUGAUUUUGUGUUGCAGAAAAGAGCUUCAACCCCCCAUAUUUCAGCAAAACAUGAGCAGUCUGUGCUUAUAACCAAAGAAGAUGUGGAUUCUAGUGAAGAUGGAGCUGGCAAAGCAGCGUUAGUCUUAGAUCAUGCUCCAGGAGAUGCAAAUGUGUCUCUUGAUAAGAAGGGUGCUAUGCAAGAAAUAGAAGGUGAACCAGGAUCAGAUGUGGCUGUGGGUCUGAUGAGUACAGGGUGGUCUGACUUACCUGGGAAGGAGCAGCUUAAGGGUGUGUCAGAUUGUACAUAUGAAGAGAGUGCAAAAGCAUCAGGAUCAAAUCAAGUUUCUCAGCAAAAUGAACUGAGCUUUUCUGCAAGAGCAGAGGUAGACAGUGGAUUGAGUAAACUUCAGGAUGGUGAGCCAGGUUCACUUCUUUCACCACUUAAUGCCACACAAUCUGUUGGAACAAGUACAGGUAGUGGAGUAAAAAAGGUCAAAGUCAUUAAACGGCCUGUUGGGGACACCAGUUCGCAGAAGUCUAUUAUGGGGGGGAAAAGGAAGAAAGAGAUACGAGCAGAAACUAAUCCUGAUCGUCCAAAGAAGCGAUUGGCCACUGGAAAAGGUGAGGAAGUGAGAAUCUCAUUAGGAAAAUCCACCCAUAUCAGUUUUUCUCCUGGAGAGGAUUCUCAGCUUAACAGUCAAAAGAAAGAUGGUAUUGAGUUCGAGCUACCACAGCUACUUAGUGAUUUCCUUGCUCUAGCUCUCGAUCCUUUCCAUGUUGCAGAAAGAAAUAGCCAUUCAGUUACAAUGCAUUUCUUCUUGCGAUUCCGGUCCCUCGUUUUCCAGAAAAGCUUGGUUUUGUCACCACCAUCCGAGACUGAGGUUGUUGAAGUUCGUGGCACUAAAUCCUUGUCCAGUAUUGGGGCUUCUGACUAUUCUGCCAGUGAGGACACCAGAGGUUUGAUACCUUCAAAACCAGCAAAACUCCUUGUCAGACCUAAUGAUCCAACAAAAGCUGGACGGAAGCGUUUGCCAUCUGAUCGCCAGGAAGAAAUUGCAGCAAAAAGGCAAAAAAAAAUUAUUCAGUUGAAGUCAUUGGCUGCAGAGAAGAAGGCUCAGAGAACUUUGGAUACGCUUGGAGCUGAAGGGAAAGAAACAGUGGCUAGGCAGCGAGCAGAAGGGAAACAGACUGCUGCUACCCAACGGGUGGAAGGAAAACAGCCAGUGGCGCAACCUCCACGAAAGUCAGUCAAACCAGAUUCUUUCAAAAAAAUGGAGCCUCCAGUUAGAGCUAUUGAGCCCACUAUGUUGGUGCUGAGGUUCCCUCCUGAGACAUCUCUUCCAUCUGCCGCGCAGCUGAAGGCAAGGUUUGCUCGAUUUGGGUCAAUAGAUCAGUCUGCAAUCCGUGUCUUUUGGAAGUCAUCACAAUGCCGUGUUGUGUUUCGUCGAAAGCUUGAUGCACAGGCAGCUCUUAAAUAUGCUCUUGGGAACAAAUCCUUGUUUGGCGAUGUGAAUGUAAGGUACAACAUUCGUGAAGUAGGAGCUCCUGCUUCAGAGGCACCCGAAUCUGACAAGAGCAGAGAUGACACUUUUGUUGAUGCAGCACAGGCUGAGGAUCCUCUUGCUGAUUGGCAAGCUGUAGCAUUUGCACACCAACCUCCUUCACAGUCAACAGUACAGCUGAAAUCUAUAUUGAAGAGACCAAACGGUGAUGAAGCAGCACCAGUAACUGGUGGUAAUGGUAGUAGAGGAAAUCGUGUAAAAUUCAUGUUGGGUGGGGAGGAAACUAAUAGUGGAGAGCAAAUGAUGGUUGGUAAUAGAAACAACUUCAACAACAAUGCUAGUUUUGCUGAUGGUGAUGCACCCACUACUUCUGUUGCUAUGGGUUUUAGUAGUAAGAACAUUCAAAAGGUUUUUCCUCCAUCUCCAUUGCCUAUUCUUCCCCUCCCUACUCAAUUUGCAAAAGCCCCACUUAAUUAUUCACAACAUCAUACCGAAGUAGCACCCAGAAACUCGCACAAUUUCAACACCCCUCCUCCAAGUGCCGGACCCAGUACACCAAGCAUAGAUAUUUCGCAGCAGAUGCUGAGCCUUUUGACCACUUGCAACGAUGUUGUCACCUCCGUGUCAGGCUUGUUAGGCUAUGUGCCUUACCACCCUCUUUGACAACCAAUAUGGGCCAAUACACAAAACCCUCAUCGAAGGAUUGGACUACAUGAAUUGGGACAAAAAAGCCAGCCAACUCCUCCAAGGCUGCUCUUGGGUGUGCACUGUGCAUCGAUUGGGACACAAUCAAUAUGGCUGCAAAAAAUAUUUCUCGUGAAAAGGCAGCAACUGAUAUAAACACAAGGACACGGGGUCUUCCUUGCCGGGCGUCAAUGUCAAUCCAGCAAAUCCAUCAUGACUAAGUUUGGUGUAAAAUUAUGAAGCAUGGGAGUGGAUUACUCCAAAAAUGUACCCAUAAGAUAGCACCAUCCUCUUCUUUCCUCCAUUUCCAUUAGUUAUACCUACUCAUGGCGUUUCCAUUCCA